UGGUGAAUGACGAGACGUCCAACCUUGGUUGAAACAUUUGUGUCACGCAGGAGGGCUUUAUGUUUAUGGUUGCACUGUACUGACAGCAUUUAAAAGACUACAUGCGCAGGUGGACUCACAAUGGAAUUUGCUUGCGGGUUUGUUUAUGUGCCGCCGCCAGUGAGUCAGAAGGACGGCCAAAAACACGUCAUUAAACGCUCAGCUCUUCUCCCUCCUGUUAACUGGAUCCGUCCUCGCAGUCCUCCCCCUCCUCCACCAACAAACUCUGCAGAGGCCAAAUCACCGAAAUCCCUCCAAUCUUCCCCCAAGGUUAUUGAACAGUUGGAAAAGAGCAAGGAGGUGAAGAAGACUGUGAAGUCCACUCCCUUCUACGAAAAUGCUGAAUUUCACAAAAACCAGCAGGCAGCUUCUUCCAUCAGUCCACCAGGAACACAUCAACAGCAGACACCUCCUCGAAAAACAGCUCUUCUUCCACCACACAUGAAACCUGCAGCAAACAGCAAGUACCCCCCUUACAGCGAACCACUUUCUUCCUCAAGCACCAACAGUCAGAAAUUUACCUACGACAUCCCAAAAGAUGAGCCAGAUUUGAAUGCAUGUCCCUGGGACCCAAACUACUCAUACACCGCACCAGAAGGCACAGGGGGAGAGGUUAAGCUUCCAGCUGAUACAAGCAAUGCAUCAUCCCAGACAUCAGUCCCUCCUCUUCCUCCAAGACCUUCAUUCAUGAAGUCAGUGCCAGAGUACCUGGUGCUGUUGCCUCAAGGCCAGUCAUUACCCUCAUCAAGUCAGAAAUCCGACUUGCUGCAUGUCAAAUCACCUACAAAUAAAGGAUCAGCAGAUAAGGGGCCUCUGCAAGGGAAUCCCAAUGUGCUUCUUGUCAGUUUAGGAAAAUUGCUCUCAGAGGAAAGAGUGCAGGCUAUCCAAGGAGAACCCGCCUCCUGCUCCCGCUGCGGCUCUGUGCUGGACUCCUGCUAUGACAAUGUGAUUAAUGAGUGUUACUUCUGUCAGCCCUCGGAGCUGACCAGCACUCCCAGUAUACCACGGUGUCCUCUACGUGGUCACCAGGAUGGCCUCUUUUUGCUCUGUCCUGAUGAAAAGCCCCUCUGUACUGCUGACGCUCUGCUGCUCUUCUGCAUCGACAUCUCGGGCUCCAUGAGCAUCACCUCUCAGGUUUCAGAGGGAGAGCAGGUUUUCCACAGAUCCCGUCUCCAAUUUCUCCAGGAAGCCGUGUUGCAGUGUGUUCACAGACUAAGUGAGCAAAAACCUGACAUGCGAGUGGGACUUAUCACCUUCAACCAUCAGGUGACAGUGCAUGGAAAUGAGAAUUUCACAUCACAUUCUCUGUGUGGUCCUGAGUUGGCUGACAGCGACUUUCUGAAAGAGGCUGCAAUUAGUUUCCCCACUCCACCUCCACUCUCACAGACUAAGGAAUACUUACAGAGACAAGUCAUGGGAUUAACUGAAGGUGGCACCACAGCUCUUGGUCCAGCUGCUCUCCUCACGAUUGCAAUAGCCUCCAGACACCCAGGGGCCAAGGUGAUUAUCUGUACAGAUGGGAAGGCCAACACAGAGUUGGGGAAUCUGGAGGUAGAAGAUAAUGAUGCUCGUACCCUCCUCUCAUCCACAAUCUUCUACCAGGAGUUGGGGGACUAUGCUGCCAAAAAGGGUGUGACAGUGUCUGUGCUGGCCAUCGAGGGAACAGACUGCAGGCUGGAUGAGCUGGGAAGACUCGCUGAUCGCACUGGAGGGAAAGUGGUGAUAGCAAUCCCCAAUAGGUUGCAUGAAGAGUUUGAAGAGAUCAUUGAGAAUAGGACUAUAGCUACACACUGCACUGUCACAUUACUGCUGCCCCAAUCAAUGCGUAUGAGAGGAGAGAGGGAGGCAGGGCACAAAGGGACCAGAGAGGUGGGGAAUGUGGACCCAGCUACAGAGAUCACCUUCCAGUUUGGAGCCAAUGAAGAGGACACAGAAGUGUCGGUGCCGGCCUCUGGUAGCCGUGUGUCCAUCCAGCUGCAGAUCAGGUACAGGCACAGGAAGGGACAGAAGAUGCUCAGAGUGUUCACUGCAGACCGAGAAGUUACUGAUGACAGCUCGGCGGCCCUGUCCUCUCUCUCUCUGGCUAUCAUUCAGCUCAACUCGUCACAGGCCAGCGCCGCUCUGGCUGUCAGAGGCCGCUUCCUUGAUGCCAGGAGGGAAGGGGCACUGCAGAGGAAGCUGAUCGAGAGAGCGAUGGAGCAUAAUCGCAGUGCAGAGGACCAUCAGAUAUACCAAGAAUGGGUUAAAACAAUGGAGCCUAUAUACAACAACAUACAUAACUUCACAAGGAGAAAAUCUGUGGUUUCAGACUCACAGUCUCUAACUGAUGCUGGUGCAGCGCUGCUCUACACCAUGAAACACAGCAACAGGAAGUCCAUCUCACUGAAGAAUAAACAUAAACUCUAGCCAA
Messenger RNA from Plectropomus leopardus (leopard coralgrouper), 2449 nucleotides. RefSeq names its product circularly permutated Ras protein 1-like. Gene Ontology annotation, molecular function: zinc ion binding; SNARE binding. The record is from RefSeq and is a predicted model, not a curated record. Gene Ontology annotation, biological process: COPII-coated vesicle cargo loading. Gene Ontology annotation, cellular component: COPII vesicle coat; endoplasmic reticulum exit site. Lineage: Eukaryota; Metazoa; Chordata; Actinopteri; Perciformes; Serranidae.